AUGACUGGAAAGUUGGCGCUAGCUUAUCUCGUGACGGCACUCACCGCUGGCGUUCACGCACACGCUGGUAUGGACGACUCGACAUCGUCAAUGUCGAUGUCGAUGCCAAUGUCAACGACAAGCUCAGGGAGCAUGAGCAUGGCUACAAGCUCGAGCAGCUCAUCUAUGCACAUGCACUCGAGCAUGUCGAUGAACACGUACUUGACUCCUAGCUACAAAAACUACCCGGUGCUGUUCGAGCACUUGAAGGCCAAGAACAAGGCCCAGGCGUUCGGGAUCUUUGUGCUUAUCAUUGCUGCUGCAUUCGCCUACAAAUUUCUGCUCUUCGCCAGUUGGUGCUUGGAAGUUAAAUGGUUCAAACAGUGGAAUCCAUCGUCCGCCAGAAAGGGACGUUCUGCGCAAGCCACAGGCCCCACAGAAGACAACGACAACUCCUCUAUGUUGACUGCUCAGAACUACACACAGGACCUGGAGUUCCAGAGCCAGUUCUUGCCCAAAGUGCCCAACUUGUUCGUGCAGAUUUUCUCUCCCUCUGUCAAGGACCUGUUCCACGAUCUCAUUCGUUUGUUGAUCAUUUUCUGCUCCACAAUGCUCAUUUACAUGCUCAUGUUGGUCACCAUGACGUACGUUUUAACGUACGUUUUUGCCGUCAUUCUGGGCGUUGCGUUGGCCGAGGUCUUCUUCAACAGAUGGAAGAUCUGUCUAAUCGCCAGAUGGGAGUUGAAAAGGCAACUGGAGAGAAAACGUAACUGCAAAGGCGGCGAAAUUUGUCCUUGCGACGGUGAAGAGGAGGGCGUGAGCGAGCCAUUGUCUAGCGCUUCAAGCCAUGGCUCGACUGCGAUGGAAAAACCCAGCGCCGCUGGUUUGGUUAACGAAAAAGCAGCCGAAAAACAAGUCAGAAAAUCGUGCUGCGGCCGUCCAGACGCCACAAACGCUUCCCAAUCUGCCGACGCUUGUAAAUGCGAUGGAUCUGAGGCUGAGAACGAGGCUUCAAAAGAGCGUCAAGCUCGCGAACUAUCCACCAACACUGAACAAGCAGGAGCUAUGGACGUCAACCUAAUUCCAGCCGAAAAAUUCAGUUGA
Molecule: messenger RNA, 1083 nt
Organism: Lachancea meyersii CBS 8951
Lineage: Eukaryota; Fungi; Ascomycota; Saccharomycetes; Saccharomycetales; Saccharomycetaceae
Source: the annotation of a GenBank genome assembly